This is a messenger RNA of Anopheles darlingi, 2406 nucleotides long. RefSeq names its product putative helicase MOV-10. Bases 34 to 1992 code for a protein of 652 amino acids. Gene Ontology annotation, molecular function: RNA binding; 5'-3' RNA helicase activity. NCBI's taxonomy places the organism in Eukaryota, Metazoa, Arthropoda, Insecta, Diptera, Culicidae. The record is from RefSeq and is a predicted model, not a curated record. The transcript is spliced from 3 exons.
AACCAACCCUUCCAUGUCCCAGAUGAAGUGAAAAUGGUUUAUGACAAUGGCUUUCUCAGAAGUCUACAUUACACUAGAUUAGCUAGCCUCUGGCUGAAUAGACUAUAUGACUACCAAGCCCAAGGACUAAAUUCGUCAAAUUAUAUCGAUUUUCUGGGAAUGUUGAACAAAAUCGAUGACUACGACACCCAGAUAGCGAUGGAGAAGUACACUAUACCAAACGUAUCGCUAACGCCAACGGAUUUCAAUAAUCGUUACAUGCUCUCAAUAAAGCAGUUUCCAGUGCCUCCGGUGCGGUUGGAUGUAGGAGAUUUCGUCCAAGCUAUAACACCCCAUUUAAAUCACCGUUGUGUCCCAACGCAAAAUUUAGUAAGAGGAUUUAUUGCCGAAAGAGAUACCUGGAUGACACUGGAAUUCGAAAAUCCAUUGAAAAUUGGAAAUAACAUUGCACUGAAAUUUCCUCCGAAUCGGCUAGCGUUUCAAUUGGAAUAUAGAGCAUUGUUCCAUUUAAGCCAUAUCGAUAUUUCCAGCACUUUGUUUCCCAUGGAAACGAGCGGUACACACCAAAAUAGUUUUCUGCCAUCAAAAAAGAAAAAAGGAACGAUACAGUCGUUUUCGUGGUUUAAUACCUCUAUAGCGAGAAAUGAAUUACAAAAGACCGCUAUAAAAAAUAUCGUAAACCGAACGGCUUAUCCGGCUCCAUACAUUUUGUUCGGUCCGCCGGGUACGGGCAAAACGAGUACAAUUGUUGAAGCCGUAAUGCAGAUCUACAAAAAUAAGCCCAACUCGCGUAUGCUUGUUACGGCUACGUCGAAUUUUGCGUGUAACGAGCUCGCAAGGAGAUUACUAGAAUAUGUGCCAGUCGAUGAUGUCUACCGGUACUUUUCAUGUAUUCAAGAACGUAAUAUUAAUAUGACAGAUUCUUCGAUUUUGGCCAUUUCGAACCUGCACAGUGGCAAGUUUGAGUUUCCCUCUAUGGACGAUUUCCUUAAGACGCGCAUCCUUGUCUGCACCGUGAUGACCAGCGGCCGGCUGUUAGCGCUUGGGGUAAAGCCAGAUACCUACGAUUACAUUUUCAUCGAUGAAUGUGGCAGCUCGAAGGAACUGUCCGCCCUGGUCCCGAUAGGAAUCGUCGGAGUAAAUAUAGAAUUUAAAAAAAUGCACGCAAGCAUAGUGUUGGCCGGAGAUCCAAAACAACUCGGGCCGGUAACGUUCUGCAGUUUUCUGAAAGAAACACCCCAUGACGUUUCCCUGCUAGAUCGUUUGAUGAAAAUGCCAUUAUAUGCUCGCGAUCCCAAUAACAAUAAGGCCUACAACGAUCGAAUGGUGACCAAGUUGCUUGACAACUACCGAUCGCACCAUAAACUGAUAGCCUUUUCUAACCGAGAGUUUUACGAAGGAGAACUACGUGCAAAGGCAUCGCCCGAAACCACCCACUGGGCAAUCGGGUGGGAGCGACUGGUAAAUCCCGAAUUUCCAAUGAUUUUCCAUGCAGUGAUCGGAUAUAUGCAGCAGGAUCCAUUCUCGCUGAGCUACUUCAACGUGGACGAGGCCUAUUGCGUUUAUGAGUACGUGCAAUGCCUACUGAAGAGCAGUACAAAUGGUAGAAUAGUUAACCAGGACGACAUCGGCAUCGUCACCCCGUACUCCAGACAGGUUGCUUUUAUUAAAAAUGGCCUUUCAAAUCUAGGACUGGACAACAUUGAAGUCGGUACGGCCGAGCAAUUUCAGGGCAGAGAAAAAUCGGUCAUCAUUAUCUCGACCGUUCGGUCGAAUCGAAAAACGGUCGGAUUUUUACAUGAUGACCGACGAUUGAAUGUUAUGUUGACCCGGGCCAAAGCGCUUACAAUAAUUAUCGGUAACCCCAACAAUUUGGGUACAGAUCAAACAUGGGAAAGACUGUUGAAGUUCAUUGAACAAAAUAACGGAUUUCUUGGUAAAAAUUUCCACUUCACGAACAUUCAUCGUAAAUCAAAAUGCAAGAAACAAUAGCUGUGGACAUGACGAAUUUAUGUAUUUUAAACGUGUGCUCAAAGAAAAAACCAUACCGAUAUCAUUAUCUUCCAUGGGUAUUGCCUUGGGACUAGAUUUAAGAAACAACACCACAACAUCGUUUUCCUAAGCAAGAUGGACAUAAUUUAAGUGAUAAGCCGUGGCCACACGGGGCGAAAACUCUAGCGCAAACGAAAAAAUUAAUGCCAAAACUUUUGCGCUUCGAUAUGUUUACAUGGCCGGGUUGAGGAAAUUAAAAUCGUUUUUUUGAAGAAAAGGAUUGAAUACACUAGCAAUGAUAACUCACUGUCGAUGUAAACCACAAAAAGAACAUAUUGUGAGCCCUACCGUUUGCAAAAAGCUUUUACGCUAGGUUUUACGCUCCACGGACCAAUAAUCGUUUGACAGCAUGUA